AUGUUAUUCAUAUUACAUUUAAUAUUAUUUUACAAUAUUUUAGUAGAAGCUACUUCUACAAGCCAUUGCGAUCCGUUUCGAAAAUUGGAUUCAGGAGCAUUCGUAAAUGGAACUUGUUAUAAUCAAUUAUUUCAAGGAAAUCCAGACGAUUAUUCAUUCGAACUUUAUUUGUAUCACGGUACUAUUGUGAACGAUUUCCGUGACUUUGUAUUGUUGGUGGGUAAGAAGACAGCUGGCGAAGCUCUUGAUAUUAGACCUGAUUAUUAUGAAAGAUUAUAUGAUUUAGUGUUUGAUAAUAGUACUAGACUUCCAGAAGAAUAUCUAUUUAAACAGAAUGAGAAUGAUGAUAUAAAUUUAGUCAGUUGGGUGAAACAUCUGAAAGAUCAAUAUGAAGGAACUCUCAAUGAGCAUGAAAACAAAAUUCAUGCCCUGAGUUAUGGUAUUAAGACUGAUGCACCAGAAUGGGCCGACAACAUGUGGGAAAUUAUGGGAAGUGGUUCUUUUAUUUCUACACAGGUUUCUUCAAUAGCAGCAAACUAUUUUAAAUCAAUUGAAGCUCAAUGGCAUUGUCGAGCAGCUUUCAUUAUCACAAAUGAAAAAUUUAAUGCAAUAAAUAAUUUACAAACUAAAACUACCCCUAGACUUUUGUUAACUAUUUUACCAAAUAGUAAGAUUGGUGAUUGUAAAACAGCUACUAGUGAAAGUACAAUAUUAAGUGCUUUGAUAGAUUUAUUUAAAAUUGUUUCUACUAAAGCUAUAAAUACAUUUUGUUUAAGUAUCACUGGUGAUGAUGGUUGGUUUGGUUCAAAUAAUUGGUUUGGUCAGUUAAAGUUCUUUAAUUUAGAUAGACAAUUGAGUUAUUCAAGCAUAAAGUGUUAG
Molecule: messenger RNA, 879 nt
Organism: Scheffersomyces coipomensis
Lineage: Eukaryota; Fungi; Ascomycota; Pichiomycetes; Serinales; Debaryomycetaceae
Exons: 1
Coding region: 1-879 (292 amino acids)
Source: RefSeq, a predicted model, not a curated record